Botrytis sinoallii is the source of this 1524-nucleotide messenger RNA. RefSeq lists its product as uncharacterized. The coding region runs from base 1 to 1524 and encodes 507 amino acids. The record is from RefSeq and is a predicted model, not a curated record. NCBI's taxonomy places the organism in Eukaryota, Fungi, Ascomycota, Leotiomycetes, Helotiales, Sclerotiniaceae. The transcript has 9 exons.
AUGUCAUCACACGAAAGGCAUCUUUCAUCGAGUUCCGUCUCUAGUCAAACCCCAUUGAAGAAGACUUAUAGUCAUGGAUCGAUAUAUCAAGGAAACGAAGAAUCUCAACCAAAGUUAAAGUUACUUGAAAAUCCUCUGGCUCACAAUAGAAGAAAAUAUUCGGUGACCCCUCCAGUUCCGAGUCCUAUACAUGAGAUCUCUGGUCCUAUCAAUAUCGCCCGAAAACAAUCUUACGAUGAAUCGAUCGAGAACCAAUAUGAUGAUAGGAAAGUCGAUCCAUUUUCAAAAGAUGGUGCCGAGGAAGAAAUGUUCGAAACCCCCGAGUUUCGAAGAUAUGAGGAGACUACGAACAUGGAACUUUUCUAUGAUCUCUUUUUCGUUGCGAAUUUGACGACGUUCAACGAUGUACAUGAUAUCAAUGAGGUUGAUGCACUCAAGUCAUAUGCCGGAUUCUUCUGUAUCCUUUGGUUCUUGUGGUUACAAGUCAGUCUUUUUGAUGUUAGGUUUGUUACGGAUAGUAUAUUAGAGAGAAUAGGAAAAGCAUGUCAAUUUGGUGUGAUGAUUGGAUUGGCAAUUGUAGGACCGGACUUUAAUUCAUCGGACCAAAAGCCUGGUGCUUUUCGUUCACUGGCAAUCAUCUUGAUGUUUUCGCGACUGGUUUUGAGCUUUCAAUAUUCUGUUAUAUUGUAUCACGUUUGUGGAUUCUCGGAAGAAACAUCCAAGACUGGCAAAGUAUUCAUUGUUUGGUAUGUCACAGCUGUCUUAGAAACUGCCGUCAACAUUGCUAUAUCGUCGAAGUGGAAAGUCCUGAGCUUUAGAGGAUCUCAUCUUGUCCAAAGAAUGACUCUACUCACUUUGAUUAUUUUGGGUGAAGGUAUAAUUGGAAUUAGCAAAAGUAUUGCAGAUAUUGCAGAACAAGAGGAGAAAUGGACCGCACCUCUCAUUCUCACUAUUGUAUCAGCGGUUGGAAUAAUUUAUUUCCUCUACAUGCUUUAUUUUGACUGGCUUAACCGAUCUCAAUUCGGUUCCAUUCGUCAACAAAUAUGGGCAUUUCUCCAUUUCCCAUUCCAUCUUGCACUAGUGUUCCUCGCUGAAGGUGCUGCCCAAUUCAUCAGAUGGCGAAAAGUAGUUGAGGUCAUCAACCAAGUCAGCAAACAAUACGUGAAUCAAUUCAAGAAAAUCCCCGCUGUCGAUAGUCUCGAUCUCAGAAUACGCUUAGCGAACAUCACUCAAAGAAUCUUCGAGAAAUUCCCCCCAGAAUUCACACAAACUUUUACAGACACCCAAAAGGCUUUAUUCAAUAUUGGUAAUACGACUCUGGGGUCCACAGAACAAUUGGGAAAUAUCACGACACUAUUUUCCACAGUCCAGGAUUCUCUAUUCGAUAAUUUCGGAAUCGAUCCACCGGAAAGUGAUAACGCGAUUACGGAUCCUAAUGAAGAAUGGAAUGAAAAUCUUGGAGUUCUCGCUCUUGUGUUCACCUACUUCUUUCCUCGCGUCCCGGCCUCACCCUCAUUCUCAUGA